This is a messenger RNA of Leguminivora glycinivorella, 927 nucleotides long. RefSeq names its product luc7-like protein 3. The record is from RefSeq and is a predicted model, not a curated record. Lineage: Eukaryota; Metazoa; Arthropoda; Insecta; Lepidoptera; Tortricidae. The transcript has 3 exons. Bases 89 to 895 code for a protein of 268 amino acids.
UGUUGUAUACAAUGUAUGUAGGGUUAACUUUUACAUUUCAUGAAAAUUUUACUUUGAACGGCGUUAUUUAACUAACAUAAUUCAAAACAUGCCUCGCGAGAAAUCAUCUCAUCGCGACAAGAGAAGUUCUUCCUAUAGUUCCGAAUCAUCUUAUGAAAGGAAGAAGUCCAAAAGCAAGCACAAGAAACGCUCGCGUUCAAGAGACCGAUCCGUAGCUAGUAGCCAUAAAAGCAAGUCGAGUUCGCACAGGCAUAGACGAAGGAGUUAUUCUAGGAGUUUGUCUCGAGACCGGUAUGAGUCCAAGUCGCGUAGACGGUCUAGUUCGCGGAGGCGUUCCAGUUCGCGUCCGCGCUCGAAGCGGUCUCGGCGGUCGGUGUCGAGAAGCAGGUCCAGAAGCCGUACUAAACACAGUAAGAGCAGCAAGAAGUCGCGCAGGAGGUCUCGCUCUACCAGCAGUCGCUCCAGCUCUUUCGACAUAGAGCCAGCGCAAGGCUUCAAAUCUGUCCGGCUAGAUGACACCGAAACCAAAGUGGAGCAAGCCAUUAAGGCUGCGGAGGCUGCCGGCUUGACCAUGACCAAAAUACCAACUUACGAAUACCCCGAAGUAGAAGUGAAAGAAGACAUGCCGACCAUUCAUGAUAGAAACCUACUAGCCGAGUUGAACAGUGAUGUGUUCAUCCAAAGGUCUUUCACGUCUUCAAAGAAUAAGAAACAGAAUAUUGUAAUAGAUUUGGAUGCAGAAACUAUUAAAGUACCUAAAAGUGAUAUUAAGGUUAACAAUAUGGAUGAUACCAUACUGAAUCUGGAUGAAAUUCCAAGUGAAGAAGAGUUACGAGAAAUGUGGAUAAAGAAACUUUACCAGUACAGGAAGAGAAUGCUGAGGGGAGAAAUAUAAUGAAUUAAUAAAUAAAUUUUUAAACUCUUCUG